This is a messenger RNA of Mitosporidium daphniae, 1665 nucleotides long. RefSeq lists its product as uncharacterized. NCBI's taxonomy places the organism in Eukaryota, Fungi, Microsporidia. Bases 1 to 1665 code for a protein of 554 amino acids. The transcript has 4 exons. Gene Ontology annotation, cellular component: secretory granule; plasma membrane. Gene Ontology annotation, molecular function: syntaxin binding. Gene Ontology annotation, biological process: vesicle-mediated transport; intracellular protein transport. The record is from RefSeq and is a predicted model, not a curated record.
AUGGCGGCAAUCUACUUGCUUUCUAAUUUAUCCAGCUCGAUCGAAAAGCUCUGCUCAGAUAUCAGCGAUGGCCAAUAUGGGACAUAUUACAUAUACAUACUAUCCAAACUUGAAGACAAAGAGGUGCAGAAAUUGGCAGCCGCUGUAAAGACGAACGGUUCCUCCAUUAAGGUAUUUAUGGAAAAUCUUUGUAGUAUAAAAUUCAUGGGGACCAAUGGCUUCUACUUACAGGACUUUGACAAGGAGAUUUUGGGCAAGAUAUAUGCUCAACUCUAUCCCGAUAAGCUUUUAGAGCACGUGGGAGAGCAGCUCGCCGCUGUCGUAAAGGAAUUCUUUCCGAGGGCCGAAAUUGUCGCAAGGUCAUGCUUUGCAUCUUUGAACAAAGAAAAAUUGGCACCAGAGUCGCCUACAAGCUCCUCAUGUAGCCUGAAAUACAUCUUGAUUGUCGAUCGGUCAUUCGACCUUAUCUCGCCGCUGCUGCAUGAAUUUACUUAUGAAGCAAUGUUACGGGAGAUUGAAUCUUCUUGUGAUUCCGAAUAUUGUAGUGAAAUCAAGAAAGAGCUACACUUGCUUGAUAAUACAAAUCUCAAGGAGGAGCAAUUGGGAUUUUGGUCUCUGCUCCGGGAUGUCCACCUUGCAGAUUGUGUAUCAACGCUUCUAAAAUAUUCCGAAUCAUUUGUCGCUUCGAAUUCUGCAGCAGGAUUUUCCAAGGAAACAACUAAAGAUCCAUCAAAGCUGGUAUCAAUUAGCCAAAUGAAGGCAACAAUAGCUUCAAUUCCCGAAUUGCAAGAAUUUAAAAAAUACCUGCUGCAAUACUGCAUUGAUACCUUCAAUCGGAAAAACCUUGAUGCCGUGGCAACGGCAGAACAAAACCUUGCUUGUGAGUAUUUUACGAGCGAAUCUAAGCCUGCUGAGGAUCCUUUGAAUGCAAUUAGUUCUUUGCUGGCCGACAAGGAUAUUUCGGCAGAGAACAAGGCCAGAUUGCUGAUACUGUAUCUUGCAAUUGUUCCAGAAAUGUCCCAGCUCUCAAAGUCAGAGUUGAUGACUCUUUGUAAAUAUUCGGAUAUUUCCGACGUUUGCUCAAUUAAUGGGUUUUAUUCGGCCUUUAAUGUUCGAACGUCUCAGGGACCUGAAAGAUUGUCAAUGGUACUUCCAAACAUCAAAAAAAAGCAUAAAAUCAAGCUCGGAUCUUUGUUCAAGGGCACAUUUUUUUCCAAGGGCGGUGGUAGCACAGAAAAGUUUGAUACCGAAAAUAAGGCUACUUAUGAGCUAUCCAGAUUUGUGCACCCAAUUGAGGCAUUGUGCAAGGCACGAGAUGUUCUCGUUGAAUCUGCUCUGAUGGAAGAGACCAGUCAAAGUCUCGUCACCACGCCCGGUGCUGCAAACAUGGCAUCCGGAAAAAAUGUAUAUGCGACAUCUAACUCUGUUCGGCACAGACAAGAGUGGAAAAACGCUGCCAUAGCUGUUGAUUCAUCAAUAGAAGCGGGACAGGCUGCAUUUGAGCCAAAGGCCUUAAUAUUUAUUGUUGGCGGGAUGACCAGCUCCGAGGUCAGGGUUUCUUUUGAAAGAAGCAAAGGCCAUAUUUUACUUGGAUCCGAUUUCUUUAUCACGCCAACAGACUUUUUGGCAUCUUUGGCAGAAAGUGGCAAGCUAUGCAAGGGAUAA